UUCCUUAAACUCUGCAAGCGCACGUUAGCCUGCUCUUUCUUCCUCUCUGUAUUUUACUUCCCUGUUUUCAUGUACAGUGUAAAAAGCCUCACUGCCAGCUAUUUAUUCUCGAAAUAUCGCAUUAUACAGGCGAAACUAGCCAUUCACAAUGACUCAUCUGCUACCUGAGGACAUUAAGAACAUUAUAACAGAAUUGGAAGCUUAUCUAUGUGAUGUCUUAAAAGGAGAAGCUUUAUCAAAAAAGGCAAAGGAUAAGAAAGAUGUUCUCAUAAAGAAGAUAAAGGACAUUAAAUUUAACUACCCACAAGAAUUCCAUGAUAAAGGAGACUCAGACGAUGUGGAAGAGUUGGAAGUGUUUCCUCGCCCCCCUGACACAUCAUCUCUUGCCUCAGAUCGAGAUGAGGAGCAGCCUUCUGAAGGAAAUCUGCAUCCACCAGUUGCUGCUCAGGAUCUGGAAGUUACAAAGGCAGGUUAUCUUGAGAAGCGAAGAAAAGAUCACAGCUUUUUUGCAUUAGAAUGGCAAAAGCGCUGGUGUGUGCUAAGUUACACCACCUUUUACUACUAUGGCAGUGACAAAGACAAACAGCAGAAAGGUGAAUUUUCUCUGGAAGGGUACAGUGCCAGGAUAAAUAAUACGCUACGCAAGGAUGGAAAGAAAGAUUGCUGUUUUGAAAUCUACGCGCUUGAUAAACGCGUCUAUCAGUUUGCUGCUGCAACCCCCAAGGAGGCAGAAGAGUGGGUACAUGCAAUUCAAGCAGAUGGGGAAACGUAUGAUGAUGUGACCCAGCCAUCUCUUAUUGAUGAUGACCAUGAAGAUAUUUAUGAAGAACUCCCAGAGGAAAGUAACGAUUCCUUGAACGUACCUGAGAUACCGAAGCCUCUGAAGACCAUAAGCCCAGCUCUUUCAAGCAAUGCUCCAGGAAAAGAGACCGACUAUACAAAUUACUACAGAGGACUAUGGGACUGCACAGGGAACCAUCCUGAUGAAUUGUCCUUUAAGCACAGUGACGUCAUAUAUAUUCUCAAUAGGGACUACAAUAGAUAUGGCUGGUGGGUAGGAGAAAUGAAGGGAUCCAUUGGCCUGGUGCCUAAAGCGUACAUAAUGGAGAUGUAUGAUAUUUGAGAGGCCUGGGACUCGUCCUUUAUUACAAGCACCGAGAAGAUGGCGCAAUAGCGGAAUAUUUCAUAUGUUAUGUGGCGUUAUCGUGUUUAUGAGCUUUUUACAAAUAUAGGUUAUAUGCUUAAACAUUGUGGCAUGCCGGAUAUCGCUAUUUAAUAGUGUGCUACUUCUAUUUCUACACACCAAGAAAUAAAAAAUAAA
Messenger RNA from Bufo bufo (common toad), 1321 nucleotides. It is a transcript of the gene SKAP2, whose product is annotated as src kinase associated phosphoprotein 2. Gene Ontology annotation, molecular function: protein binding. The record is from RefSeq and is a predicted model, not a curated record. The transcript is spliced from 13 exons. NCBI's taxonomy places the organism in Eukaryota, Metazoa, Chordata, Amphibia, Anura, Bufonidae. Gene Ontology annotation, cellular component: plasma membrane; cytoplasm. The coding region runs from base 149 to 1123 and encodes 324 amino acids.